Messenger RNA from Aspergillus alliaceus, 4776 nucleotides. Its product is annotated as putative RNA polymerase II transcription elongation factor (Ctr9). Gene Ontology annotation, biological process: regulation of DNA-templated transcription. Lineage: Eukaryota; Fungi; Ascomycota; Eurotiomycetes; Eurotiales; Aspergillaceae. Gene Ontology annotation, cellular component: Cdc73/Paf1 complex. The record is from RefSeq and is a predicted model, not a curated record. Gene Ontology annotation, molecular function: acyltransferase activity; RNA polymerase II complex binding. The transcript has 6 exons. Bases 1 to 4776 code for a protein of 1591 amino acids.
AUGCAGGUUGCCCGGUCCCUCCUGCUUGCAACAUGGUUCAACUGCUGCUGUGUCGUCAUCCUGGUGACUCAGGUGCUUGGUGCCCCCCUCUAUCUCAUAAAUAAGGGCUAUUAUUAUACCUAUAUGGCAUACACCAAGCAAUCCUUCGGAUUGGUCAUCACCGCCCUCACACAAUGGGGCUGCCCGACAUUCGUUCGAGUUAGUGGCGAUAAAAGCAUACGUGGUCAGGUUCAACUGACAAGUGAUGGCCGAUUGAAGACUCAGUUCCCGGAGCGCUUGGUAUUGAUUGCUAACCACCAGGUUUAUACUGAUUGGAUUUACCUGUGGUGGGUUGCCUAUACGAACAUCAUGCAUGGCCGCAUCUUUAUCAUCCUCAAGGAGUCCCUCAAGUACAUACCUAUUGUCGGUCAAGGUAUGAUGUUCUACGGCUUUAUCUUUAUGGCUCGCAAAUGGCUAUCCGACAAACCGCGCUUACAACAUCGCCUGGCAAAGUUAAAAACUCGGCAUUCGGGAUCCAGAUCAGAGUCAUCGCAAUACGAUCCGAUGUGGCUGUUGAUCUUUCCUGAAGGGACAAACUUAUCAACUAACACUAAGCAGCGUAGUGAUGAGUAUGGGGAAAAGCAAGGGUUCCCUCCUCUGAAGCAUGAGGUUCUCCCGCGUUCGACCGGCCUUUUCUUUUGUCUACAACAAUUGAAAGGGACUGUUGAUUGGGUGUAUGACUGCACCGUAGCCUAUGAAGGGCCUCCGAAAGGAAGCUACCCGGAUAAGUACUUCACACUCCGCUCAACAUAUCUUCAGGGAAGGCCCCCAACAUCCGUCAAUAUGUAUUGGCGGCGGUUUGCUGUAUCCGAAAUUCCCUUGGAUGAUCAGAAGGAAUUCGAUACGUGGCUCAGGGGUCAGUGGACGGAAAAGGAUCGGCUGCUUGAUGAGUACUUCGAAACAGGAAGGUUCCCAUCCGAUUUAUCCGGCUCUAUUGACAAUGCAAAUGUAUCUGAAGAGCAGCAAGCUGCCGCCGCCGCCGCCGGAUAUGUGGAGAGCUUUGUUAAACUAGGGCAUUGGAGCGAAAUCGGGCGGAUAUUCAUGGUGUUAAUAGGCGCUGCUUUUAUAGCUCGGCCCAAGAUAGAUAAUAUUUUAGCCAUAUGUGGCGGUGCGCACCAGCCCCAUCACGGACUCCGGCCUCCGACCCUUUCAUCUACUAGUGCCAGCACCAGGACGAGAGCAGGAGGACGUGUUACUUUAACAAUAUCUCUUCAUAUUAACUUAUUGGCUAAUCUUCGUUUCUCGGAUAUUCCUUCUGCUAUUGAUAUUCCUGCGUCGACCCUCGACAGCGAAGUCGAGGUCAGCCUUGAAGGACUCCCAGACGACCCUACAGAACUCUGCACUUUACUAGAGAAUGAAAAAGCAGCAAAGAACUUCUGGGUCAUAAUCGCGCUUGCUUAUGCCAAACAGAAGCAAAUCGAUCAUGCAAUCGACAUCCUGAACAAAGGGUUAGCAUCGGUCGCUCACGGAGCGACGAAAGAGAAACUCGGCUUGCUGGGUUGGGUGUGCUGGCUCCUGAUGUUGAAGAGCCGACAAGCACCCAGAGUAGCACCAGAAGGGGAGUUGUACGCCGAAGCUAAGACCAAGGAUCAUUACCUUCAACUCGCGACAUCGACUUUAAACGAGGCUUCUCGCCUGAACCCGGCUUUUCCGCCCCUAUUCCUAGCCCGUGGAGUUUUGUCCCUUCUGCGCUCAUCUUUGUACCCUCCGAGGCCGGUCCGUCCCGGAACAGUGGACACGUCUGAGAGGGUUGAGUCUCUUAGGCAGGCUCUCAAAUGCUUCGAUGAGUCGUCAAAAGCCUUCGGAGGUCGCAAUGUGAUGGCGACUCUUGGUCGCGCAAGGACACAAUAUAUGCUCGGAAGAUAUGCAGAGGCGCUGGAGGACUACCAGAAAGUCCUGAUGAAGAUGCCCGGGUUAACAGACCCUGACCCUCGCAUUGGCAUUGGGUGCUGCUUAUGGCACCUAGGGUUCAAAGACCAAGCGAAAGCCGCGUGGGAGCGAGCACUAGUACUGAACCCUGAUUCUAAAGUUGCCAAUAUCCUACUCGCCGUCUAUUACCUCUACGACAGCUCCCGACAUGCCACGACGGAUCCCGCCUUUGGCUCAUUGUACAAAGUGGCCAUGACUCACUACACACAGAAAGCCUUCAAGUUGGACAAAGAAUACCCUAUGACUUGCGCUUUGUUUGGCGGAUAUUUUCUCCUAAGGAAGUCUUACUCCACAGUCGAGACCCUAGCACGUAAAGCCAUUGAGCACACGGACGUGAUGCAAAUAGCCAGCGAUGGUUGGUACUUGCUUGGUCGAAAGGCACAUUACGAAAAUGAUCUUCCUCGUGCCGCAGAGUUCUAUAACCGUUCCGAUCAAGCUCGAGGUGGCGGUGAUAAGGGGUAUCUGCCUGCCCGGUUCGGCACGGUACAGAUGCAAGUGUCUAAUAAAGACUAUGAUGGCGCCAAGUUCCGGCUGGAGAAAAUCAUACAGCAAACUAAGAAUCCGGAAUGCAUGAUACUUCUUGGGGCGCUUUAUGCGGAGGAGGUAUUUGUCUCUGAGAGCAGUAGUACCAGGGAAGACAAGUCGGCCGAAGCCAAAAAAGCAAUUAAUCUUCUCGAAUCAGUUCGCGCCCUCUGGAAGGACGAAGGCAAGAAAAUUGCCCCUGAUGAGUCUGUUUUGGUGUAUUUGGCUCGCUUGUAUGAGCAUAUGGCUCCGGAGAAAAGCAUGCAGUGCUUGGCCCAGCUUGAAGAAUUACAGCUGGCAGCGAUUGCUGAGGAUGAGCAUCCAGGAGGCGUUGAGGAUGAGGAGCAGGUCAAAGCUGCUCUUCGAGUGAACCUGCCACCCCAGCUUCUCAACAACAUGGGCUGUUUCUUAUACCAGACUGAGAAAGUAGACCAGGCCCGGACCAUGUUCGAAACCGCAUUGAAUGCUUGCGUCCGGUCGCAGGAGAAAGAGAGCGAGCAUGACACGGACGCCCUGGUUACGACCAUCAGCUACAAUCUCGGACGAACGUACGAGGCUUCCGACAUGCCGGAGGAGGCUAAAAAGGUGUACGAAGGUCUCCUGGAACGGCAUGGUAAUUAUACGGAAGCAAACGCUAGGUUGACAUACAUUGCGCUACGGCAGAGCCCCACGGAUGAGGGGCCCAAGAGGAUGGCCAAGCUGUACGAAGCAGACUCGACGAAUCUUGAAGUCCGUGCUCUGUUCGGCUGGUACCUUAGCAAGUCUAAGAAACGAGUCGCCAAUCUAGCUGAAGACCAGGAACAACGACACUACAAGCAUACUCUGCAAUACUUCGACAAACAUGAUCGCUACUCGCUAACUGGGAUGGGUAACGUCCAUAUCAUGACUGCACGUGAUAUGCGUCGUGACACCGACCAAGAGAAGGAGAAGCGUCGUAGAAUGUACGAGCGGGCAGUGGAAUUCUUCGACAAGGCUCUUCAGCUGGAUCCUCGGAAUGCCUAUGCAGCUCAGGGUAUCGCCAUUGCCCUAGUAGAUGCCAAAAAAGACUACAGUACUGCAGUGCACAUAUUUUCAAAGAUCCGGGACACCUUGAGAGACUCCAGCGUCUACCUGAAUCUUGGACAUGUGUACGCCGAAUUGCGGCAACACACACGAUCUAUCGAGCAUUACGAGGCGGCACUGUCGAAAGACCGCGCCCGUGAUGCACAAAUUCUAGCAUGCUUAGGCCGAGUAUGGCUGCUGAAGGGGAAACAAGAGAUGAGUUUGUCGGCCAUGAAGACUGCUCUGGAUUAUGCACGACGAGCGCAUGCUGCCGCGCCAUCCCAGAUCCACCUAGAAUUCAAUGUUGCGUUCGUACAAAAUCAGAUCGCUUCUUUGGCAUACAGUCUACCAGAGACGCAGAAAACCGUACAGGAUGUACAAGACGCGUCCGAUGGUCUACGUGAGGCAGUUGAAUCUUUUGGGCGCAUUUCUCUGGCCAAAAACCCUCCUUAUCCUGCGGGAGCUUUGGAACAGCGAGCCAACAUGGGAAAAACAAUUAUUAAGCAACUCGAACGAGCUCUCCAGAGUCAGAAGGAGUAUGAAAAGAAGAAUGCGGCUAAAUUACAGCAAGCUCGUGAGGCCCGUGAGGCGGAGAUCCGGCGGCGCGAGGAGGAUGUCCGCAAAGCGCAAGAGGCGGAGCGCGAGCGCAAGCAGCGAGUCGCCGAAGAGCGACAGCGAAUGGUGGAGGAAGCGCAGCGGUUAGCGGAGCAGCGGGCGGAGGAGGAACGCGCGCGGGAUGAAGCGGAGUUAACGACGGAGUCGGAAACAGGCGCCAAGGUAAAACGCAAGAAGAAGUCUUCGUCGUCCAAGCGCAAGAAAAAGCGGGUAGAGGAUGAUUUCAUCAGUGACGGCGAAUCACCGACCAGGGCUAGAAGCUCGGAGCUAGAAAGCGACGGCGAAACGGCGCCCAAGAAGCGGCGGCGACUGGAGCGCCGGACCGGCGGAAAAGCACAGAGCAAAUAUAAGAGCAGUGAAAUGGUGGUCGACUCCGAUGAGGAAGACAUUGGCGGCGCCGCCACAACGCCGGCGGUGGAGUCCGAUCACAAUCAAGAGAUGCCUGAUACAGGUGCAGAUGAGGAUGAGGAAGAGGUGGUUCAACGGCGACGAGCGAAGGUAAACCGUCGCAUUGCCGAUGAUGACGAAGAAGAAGAGCACCAGCCUGGGGCGAAGGUAGGAUUAGAGAAUGCGGACGAUUUGUUUAACGACCCCGCCGGAGAUGAUGAUGCGGCAAUGGAGGAAGAAUGA